AUGGCCCAAAGCAGAGACGUUGUUCCCAAAGUUCCCGGUGGCUGGAAGGCGGUAUUCGAUGACGAAUAUAAGCAGUGGUUUUUCGUUGAUCUAAGCACCAAGCAAUCUCAAUGGGAAGCCCCAAGAGGCACUGAAUGGCCAAAUAGUAGGCGUGCUGCUCCACCACCUCCACCUGCAUACGACUCACAACCACCACAACCCCAGCAGCAACAACGCUACGCUUCUCAGCCUCCGCAGCAGUACUAUCCGCAGCAGACGCAGCCAAUGUAUCAACAGCCAAUGUACGGACAGCAGCCAAUGUACGGACAGCAGCCCAUGUAUCAGCAGCCCAUGUAUCAGCAGCCAAUGUACCAGCAGGCUCCGCAGAAGAGAAAUAACCAUGCGAUGAGAAACGGUCUACUUGGGGCCGGAGCUGGUAUGGUUGGCGGUUUCUUGCUGGCUGAUGCCAUGCAACCGGAUGUUAUCAUCGAGAAUAACUACGAAGGUGGGUAUGAUGGGGGAGAUUUUGGCGGAGGGGACUUCGGUGGUGGAGACUUUUGA
Torulaspora globosa is the source of this 540-nucleotide messenger RNA. RefSeq names its product Wwm1p (gene WWM1). The coding region runs from base 1 to 540 and encodes 179 amino acids. The record is from RefSeq and is a predicted model, not a curated record. NCBI's taxonomy places the organism in Eukaryota, Fungi, Ascomycota, Saccharomycetes, Saccharomycetales, Saccharomycetaceae. Gene Ontology annotation, molecular function: protein binding. The transcript has a single exon.